CUGCACCGAAACAUUCUCGUCGUUGCAAGCUCCUUUUCCGUUCUUUUUCUUCUUGGCGUCCGAAGCUAACGGAACUCAUCCAGGAACAACGAAACAAAAACACACAAGUGAGAGGAAUUGUGAAAAAUAAUUCCAAAAAUCAAAAGAAAAGAACAUUUAAGCUGCUAGAACCUAAGAAUAUUGGUAAGAUGUCACUAAAAACCGACUCAGGACAACAAGCUUUCUACAACUAUGGCGACAUGGCGAGCAUCAAGAACGCUGUGCACCCGUUGGUGGCCAGCAACUGUUCCGAAUAUGCUGUGGGCUUCUCCAACUACAGCAUGCGCCCGGCCCGCAACAUCGGCGAGGUGGAACUGAUGGCCCAAAUCGUGGGCACUAUGAGGAGCCUGGGCCUGAACAGCUUCCUGCGCCUCCAUAGCUACUCGUGGCCGCAUCUCGGCAAGGGCAUGGGCCACGGCGUCAUGAUAGUGAGUGCUCCGCGCAGUGGCCGCACCUUCGCCUACUUGCCGCCGCUCUGCCACAACAUUUGCGUCGCCGUCGAAAAGAUUGUUCGCCAUCCGGAGCUGCAUACAGCACUGAGCGGACCGCUGGCCGUGAUUGUGGUGGCCAACACGGAGCAGGUGCACCACGUGAGCGUCCUCUGUUACGCGCUGCUGAAGAAGUCGUGUCCGUGGCUGGACCAGUUCACCCUAACCCUGAACGUGCCGCCCGAUCGUGAGAGACGCGAGUUCGGCCUGCGGGUGCUGAACGGCGUGGGCUGCCUGGUGGCCACUCCUGCCCAGCUUGAGUGGGCCAAGACGGUGCUGGGUAAGGGCCUGCGCUUCCAGGACAUGCGUUACCUGGUCUUCGACAACGUGGAUCUUAUGAACAAGGUGCAGCUAGAGAUGUCCAAUGAGACGCUAAAGAGCUUCCUGCCCAAGGGCAGGAAGCCCCAGGUGGUGAUCGUCAGCCAGGCCUACAAGUCGGACCUUUUCGCCCAGCUGUCGUGCAUGAACGAGAGUCCGGCCAUCAUUUUCGGCGACAUCCUGGAGGCGUCCAUCUACGGCGGCGCCAAGUUCAGGAUCAGCCUGACGGCGAAGGACAAGAAGGUGCACGAGGUGAUCAGGGUGGUGUGCCAGCGCAGUCCCCGCACCUACCGCACGGUGAUCUUCUGCGACGACGACAGGGAGAUGCGCCAACUGGUUGAGACGCUGGAGGACCAUGCCCAGGAGUGCCUGCCCUACUUCCAGAACGCGGACCUGGCCGACCUGGAGAGGGUGAACCGCUGGAAGCAGGAUCACCGCAGCGAGAUCCUCCUCUGCACGGACCUGUGCCCCGAGCUGGACAUCCGCAGCGCCCAUACCCUGAUCCACUACGGCCUGAGCCGCACCUGGAGCAAGUUCAAGCUGCGCCACCUCUUCCUGGCCGACCACUUCAGGAACAGUCUGCAGCCGGGCAGCAGCGAGGCCACCCAGCCGUUGUCGCUGCAAUCCUUUGCCAUCGUCGACGACGGCAACCAGAGGCAGUUGCCCCGCCUGGUCGACUUCCUGCAGCAGCACCAGCCGGUGGAGAACUCCCUCGUGAACCUGUCCAAACAGAUUCGCCUGAAGACGGAGGACCGGCACAAGAGCGUGCUGUGCCCGCAGCUCAUGAUCAUGGGCGCCUGCAACGCCCCCCACUGCGGGAGUCGCCACCGCCUGACGCAGGCGGACAUCCGGCUGCCCCAUCUGCCCGACAACGGCGACAUCAAGGUCGAAUUGGUCCGGGUCUACUCCCCGACGCACUACUGUGUCCGGAUUCAGGAGCAUAAACCCCCCAACAGCGGUUGGGUGUCGAAGAUGCCUUUGGUGCGGGUCGACAUGCGCCUCCACAUGGUGGGAUACACUGAAGCCGCCCGCUACUGGCCACCCGUUGCCGGCGAUCUCUGCCUGUUCCGCGACAAGGGGCUGCAGGAACGGGUCCGUGUGCUGAAGGUGGCGCCCAUCGAGCAGGGGAACUUGGUGCAGAACAACCUGGACGUGGAGGUGCAGGCCCUGGACCGAGACACGCGUGUCUUCUUCACCACCUGCAGUCAUCUGUACGUUUGUCCCGAGGAAUUGAGGCAGGAGCCGCCCACCUGCGUGGAUGUGCGUCUGCUGGGCCUGGUCCCGAUGAACGGAGAGCGCAGCUGGACGGAGGCAGAGAAGCGCGAGACCGAGCAGUGGCUGGUCAAUGUGAACAAGAAGCACUUCAUGCAGGCCACGGUCGAGCUGGCCACCGCCCACACCAUCUACGUCAAGGAUCUGGUGGUCAUGGUCUACGCCCAGCCGGACUUCCUGCAUCACCUCCACUUGCGUUCCACUCUGAUCAACGCCCACAUCGCCCAGAGCUGCGAUGGGGCCAAGCAGAAGGUGCUGGACUUCUUCAGCGCCCAGAACUUUGAGGAUCUGGCGAAGGCGCUCGACGACGCGGAGUUCGCCGACAUGCCGCCGCUAGUGCCGCGCACGGCAAUCCAGCUGGAGGAGGACACUAGCUCUCCGCAUUCCGAGGAAGCCAUGGACAAGGAGCACCAGCUGAAGGAAGCUCUGGAAGAGGAUCCGAACCUAGUUCCUUCUCAUGGCCAGAAGGUUGCUUCUCAGGAGUCCAACUGGGCCUCGAGCUAUCCGAAAGUAGAUCUCUACGAGAUUCUGAAGAAGAGGGUGCGUGGAAAGAAAGUGCUAGAUACUGAUACAGAUCCUGCCCCAGUUGGUGCUAUCCAUGAGAAGGUCGAAGAGGCUUGGCUCCCAGACCCCUAUGAGGUUCCUUUUGAAAAAAAGGUAGUGGAGGAUGCCGUAGUUCAUUCGGAAAAGAAUUCCUUUGGUGAGGAGGAUGAGGAGGUCGAAGAAGGUGCAACAGGACCUUGGAUCCCAGAUCCUUGUGAUGUUCCCUAUGGCAAUGAAACUACAGCCGGUUGCGAGAAGGAUUCUCUCAUUGCUACUAAGAUAGGAUUCGAUUUCGAGAAGGAUUCCUUUGCUGAGGAGAAUGAUAAUGACGAGGAGGAAGCUGAGGAGUUCGAAGAGUGCGUAGCAGGUCCUUGGUUCCCAGACCCCGAUGAGGUUCCUGUUGGCAACGAAAACGUCGAUGUCCCAGCCACUGCUACGGAUUUCAAAAUGGAUUCCGUUAAGAAGCUGAUCCUGGGAUCUAAGAAGGAGUCUGCUCCUGUUGCUGCCAUCUAUGGGGAGGUCGAAGACGCUACAACUGAAUCUUGGUUGUCAGACCCGGAAGAGAUUCCUCCUGGCAACGUGGAAGCUUUUAUUGCAGCUGCACCCGAUUCCGAGAAGGAUUCCCUUGUCGCGGAGAAUGGAAAAGUUGAAGAGGGAGCCAGUGUUCCAGAGAAAACCCAGUUCGUUGAAAAAGACGAGACCCUCGCUGGUGGAGGAAAGGGGAGGACCGAGAUGCCUGGGGCGGUAGGCAGCGGAAAAGACAAAUCGGAUUGCACUGCAUCCGAUUCCGGAAGGGAUUCCGUUGUGGAGAAUGGACAAGUCUUAGAGAAGGCAACUGAGAAGCACGUCCUUGGAUCUGGUAGAAAGACUGCUCCUGGUGGUGCUAUCCAUAAGGCGACCGAAGUGGGUGCAACAGAUGAGAUUCUUCUUGAAGGACAAGUGGUGGAAGCCUCUGCAGUCCUUCCGGAAAAUGAUUCCCAUGGGAAGGAGACGGUCGAAGUGGGUGCAGCAGGACCAUGGUUCCCAGACCCCGAAAAGGUUUCCCUUGUCCAGGAAGAGGACUUGGCAAUAGCUACUGUUGCUGGUUCUGAGAAGUACUCCCUUACGGAUACUUCGCGCGAUUCCGGAAAGGAUUCUCUUGGGAAAAAUAAUGGAAAAGUGGAGAAGACCAUCGAGAAGCUGGUCCUAGGAUCUGACAACGAGUCUGUCCCUGAUGGAGCUAUCAAUGAAAAGUUCGUAGAGGGUUCACAGGAUUCCCUUGGUGGGGCAGAACAAGAGGGGGACGAAGAGGGCGCAACAGGACCUUGGUUCCCAGACCCCGAUGAGGAUUCCCUCGGCAACGAAGAAGCCAUAGCAGAAGCAACUGCAGGGGCUUCCGAGGAUUCUCUUAUAGGUGGGGAGAAGGGAGAAGUUGUGGAGUAUGGAAAAGUGAAGGAGGCACUCCACUCUGCUGGAAUAGUUGAGACUCCCACCGAUAAGGGAAAGGGAAAAAAGUCGCAGAACCCUGGGGCGGCAGGCGGCGAAAAGGACAAAGAGCACUACGAUCCAUCGGACAGCUUUGCCCAGUUCUACAAGUGCCUCCAGAACUGCAUCGCCAUGGACAUAGAGGACGCCGGUCUUCCCUCUUCGACGAAAGAUCCCUCUCCGGCGAAAAAUCCCCCGCAGGCAGAAGCGGACAAGGACCCGAAUGCCGAGGCCAAGGCGGAGUUUGCUCGGAUGAGCACCACAUUGGGUCCGCCAGUCAUCCACCCGCAGGUGCUCUGGCACCAGACCAUGUUCUACGUCGAGUUCCGGGUCACCAUCCCGAAGGACGACUUCAAGUAUGAGGUGCAUCUGGUUAAGGAUCAGCUGCUGUUCCAGGCCACCGUGAAGGACUCGCCGGAAGUCUAUCAGUUCAUACUCAACCUGAUCUAUCAGUUCGAGAAGUUCUGUCACUUCGUGCGCGGUCCCACCGUUUAUAUUCGGGUGGAGAAGGGGAUAGGGGCCAUGUGUCCCUUUGAUUUCUCCGGAAAUCACUGCGUCCGUGUCAACCACGAGGAGGCCGUCAAGCAGGAGGAGUUGUGCUUACAGCGUCGCAACGAUGUCAACCGCUAUCUGGACGCGAUAGUGUUCGAGGGGGAAGAGGGUUGGGGGAAGGGGGAGUGGAAGUUCGAGGGGGAGAUCCAGGAUGAGGACGGCUUCGACGAGGAUGGCUGCACCGAGGGCGGCGUCUGCAUCGAGCAGCCGAGUGACGAUGAGCGCUUGGAAGACUGAGAUUUCAACCCAAACAAACAAAGGACACUUUUAAAGGACUAAUCAUUCAAGGACUAAUUAUUAUAUUAUUUUUUAAGAAACCAAUCAGACGCGGUGUCCAAAUACCUAUCACUAAACUAAUAAAUAACUAUCAUUAAAGCAAGGCCCUCA
Drosophila ananassae is the source of this 5063-nucleotide messenger RNA. RefSeq names its product putative ATP-dependent RNA helicase BoYb. The coding region runs from base 189 to 4913 and encodes 1574 amino acids. NCBI's taxonomy places the organism in Eukaryota, Metazoa, Arthropoda, Insecta, Diptera, Drosophilidae. Gene Ontology annotation, biological process: transposable element silencing; germ-line stem cell division. The transcript has 3 exons. The record is from RefSeq and is a predicted model, not a curated record.